AAUAUUAAAUUUAUUACUUUAAAAGAACCUACAAAUACCAGACUUACUUGGCCAUAAUUUUUACUUGUACCAUUAAUUUUUUCAAUUAUUCAUAUAAAUUCUCUACCUUGUUUACUUCUGUAUCUCAUCAAAUUUUUACUCUAUGUUGACACAUUCCUUCUCCUUCUUCUCCUCCUCCUCCUCUUCCUCCACCUACUCUUCCUCCUACCCUCUCCUCCCUCUCCUUCUCCAACCCCAAAAUCAGUUUAGGAUUUGGGCACUGAAGGACUAUGGGCCAAAGAAACUCUACUUCUCUGCAUGAUUUCAUUCUGCUGGGCUUCUCUGACCAUCCCAAACUGGAGAUGGCCCUGUCAGGAGUUGUUGCCACCUUCUACUUGAUCACACUGGUCGGUAACACAGCCAUCAUUCUUGCGUCUCUCCUGGACUCCCACCUCCACACACCAAUGUACUUCUUCCUCCGGAAUUUAUCUUUCCUAGACCUAUGUUUCACAACCAGCAUCGUCCCUCAGAUGCUGGUUAACUUGUGGGGGCCUCAUAAGACCAUCAGCUAUGGGGGCUGUGUCAUUCAGCUCUAUGUUUAUAUGUGGUUGGGCUCCAUCGAGUGCCUUCUCCUAGCUGUUAUGUCCUACGAUCGUUUCACAGCUAUUUGUAAGCCCCUCCAUUAUUUGGUAAUCAUGAACCCACAUUUAUGUCUCAAGAUGAUUAUCAUGGUCUGGAGCAUUAGUUUGGCCAAUUCUGUUGUACUGUGUACACUCACUCUGAAUCUGCCUAGAUGUGGAAACAACCUUCUGGAUCAUUUCUUGUGUGAGUUGCCAGCUAUGCUCAAGAUAGCGUGUAUAGACACCACAGCAGUUGAAUUGUCUGUUUUUGCUUUAGGCAUCGCCAUUGUCCUUACACCACUCAUCCUUAUUCUUAUAUCCUAUGGCUACAUUGCCAAAGCUGUGCUGAGAAUGAAGUCAAGGGCAGGCCAGCGGAAAGCAAUCAAUACCUGUGGAUCUCAUCUCACCGUGGUGUCUAUCUUCUACGGAGCUAUUAUCUACAUGUACCUGCAACCAGGUAACAAUGCCUCCAGAGGUCAGGUCAUAUUUCUCACCCUCUUUUACACCAUCAUCACACCAAGUCUCAACCCUCUCAUUUACACUUUAAGGAAUAAAGACAUGAAGGAGGCACUGAAGAAGCUGAUGAGAGUUGAUCACAAAUCUACUAAAUCAAAAAGGACCUGGAAGUCAUAGAAAAAAUUAAUGUGAUGGAGGCAAUAAUAAGGUUAUCUAACUUUCAUUUUUACUGAGGCAAGUAAUCCCUAGAUCACAGAGAUCGAUUUAUGUA
Sus scrofa (pig) is the source of this 1326-nucleotide messenger RNA. Its product is annotated as olfactory receptor 2W1-like. Gene Ontology annotation, molecular function: G protein-coupled receptor activity; olfactory receptor activity. The record is from RefSeq and is a predicted model, not a curated record. NCBI's taxonomy places the organism in Eukaryota, Metazoa, Chordata, Mammalia, Artiodactyla, Suidae. Gene Ontology annotation, cellular component: membrane. Gene Ontology annotation, biological process: G protein-coupled receptor signaling pathway.